This is a messenger RNA of Stylophora pistillata, 1437 nucleotides long. RefSeq lists its product as uncharacterized. The record is from RefSeq and is a predicted model, not a curated record. NCBI's taxonomy places the organism in Eukaryota, Metazoa, Cnidaria, Anthozoa, Scleractinia, Pocilloporidae. Gene Ontology annotation, molecular function: calcium ion binding.
GUGUCUUGGCAUGUCGCACACCUGCAGUCCUCGUGCACUUUGCGAAAACAUUAAAGGGUCAUACAAUUGUGUAUGUAAAUAUGGAUUCACUGGAAACAACGGACGAGAAUGUAAAGGGGCUACUUCGUGCAAAGAAGCUCAUGACCAUAACAUAACCAAUAGGAAUGCUGUGGUUACCCUUCUCGUUGACUCUAAACCAGUCUCCGUUUUCUGUCACACGGGUGAUUUUGGAUGUGGAGAUGGAGGAUGGACACCAGUUAUGAAGAUCAACGGCUAUAAGUCCACCUUCCAUUACGACGCAAAUUAUUGGAGCAAUUUCGAAGAAUUCAACCUUCCCGGUGGAAAGACUGGGUUUGACAAAGAGGAAUCAAAACUACCCACCUAUUGGAACACAUCUUUUACCAAGAUUUGUCUCGGUAUGAAGAUCGACCAAAAGCUCAGGUUCAUUGCCAUCAACAAGCAAGCCGACUCUCUGCACUCACUGAUCGCUGAUGGCCAUUACCGCAACACUUCACUGGGUCGCGACAAGUGGAAAGAGUUGGUUGGUAGCGACGCCUCUUUACAGAAACACUGCAACAUGGAAGGGUUCAAUGCCUUUAGUAGUUGGAUGAAUCGUUCUAAAACCAGAAUUGGUAUUGUUAGCAAUAACGAGAAAGACUGUCAAUCUUGCAACUCUUUUAUAGGCUUUGGCACAGGAGGUCACCCUAAUGAUGCAAAAUCCUGCGGAAACGAGGCAACGGAUGAUAGUUCAGACAAAGGGAGGAAAAGUAUUAAAGCCAUGGGGUACAUUUUGGUACAAUAAAACUCGAAUUUGUUGGCUUAAGUCCGUAAAUCACGUUUGCUUCACCUUGGAGACAUCUGUUUGCGACAAAGCAGUCCAGUAAAGGGGUCGGCAGAAACCCCCAAAUAUGACUGAAAUGACAAUGACUGAAAGAACUACGAAUUGAAACCAAAUUCUGAAUUUUUAGUUGUCCUUGCCUCCAUCUUAGACUUCAACGUAUAAGCAAGUGUACCUGUUAUAGCCGUUUUCUCAUAAGAUAUUAGCACUCGGAGUUAGGUUUACACAAAAUUGAAGUAACAAACGGGUGAAAUGUUGACCAAUUAUUCCCAAAUCAUUUUAUAUACAUUUUCUUUCACUGGUAAAAGAGUGGAAAAGCUAAAGUACACUCUGGUUCUAUUGGUUACAGGUUGGUAUUUUAGUACGUACAAUACCUGUCGUUUGCAGAGGUUGCUGAAAACAGUGAAAACUGAAACCGCUUCUGGUCUUUUUACCAUACUCGUUUGAAUAAAAUUGAUUUUUUUAAGAGCGGAAGUAAUUACUCCUUUGCUAAUCAUUCUAUUCAAAACGAGUUCUUUAAAUCGCUCAGUUUCAGCAAAAUUAGUUCAACACAGUAGCGUCGCCUUACUUAACGCUUUUUUGUAAGCUGAAAAAAGCAA